AACCUCGUCACCCCUAAGUGGUGGACUCAACUGUGGCUCAACGAAGGUUUCGCUUCAUUUGCGAUGUAUAUUGCUGUCGAUCAGGCUGAGCCAGCUUGGAGGGCGAAGGACCAGUUUAUCUUCGAGGAAGUACAGAGCUCCUUCAAUAUAGACUGUUUGGAGAACUCUCACCCUAUCCACCUCCCCGUCGAGCAUCCUGACGACAUAAACCAGAUCUUUGACCGCGUCACUUAUGGCAAGGGUUCCUCCAUUAUUCGCAUGAUGAGCCACUUCCUGACGGAGGCCACCUUCAGGAGCGGCCUCAAGAACUACCUCAGUGCUCUCCAGUUCGGCAACGCUGACCAAGACGACCUCUGGGAUUUCUUGACGGCCGCCGCCCACCGCGACAGGACGCUGCCGGAGUGGAUGACGGUGAAGAUGAUAAUGGAUACAUGGACGCUGAAGAUGGGCUACCCUGUGUUACAUGUAGUGAGGAGCGGAGACGGCACCUCGGCCACCAUCACACAGGUACACGAUUACCUCUCAUUUCUCAGACGCAUUAAUAACUUAUCCUGUUCUGGGACUUAACAUAAGAACAUAAGAAAGAAGGAACACUACAACAGGCCUACUGGCCCAUGCGAGGCAGGUCCAAUUUUCCCAUCGGCUUAAGCCAAUGCCUUAACCUAGUCAGGUCAGUCACAUUCAUUGAAGGGAGGAGCGCGGCAUCUUCCAUACCUCACA
Molecule: messenger RNA, 720 nt
Organism: Cherax quadricarinatus
Lineage: Eukaryota; Metazoa; Arthropoda; Malacostraca; Decapoda; Parastacidae
Source: RefSeq, a predicted model, not a curated record